UUUCUGAACCGAUUAGUUAUGUUGUAACAAACAUUUCAUUUUUUUUAUGUAUAAUGUUGACUUCGUUGUAGAAAUAACACUUUUACACCACUUUUUUUCUAUAUUGUGAAGUAAAAAUAAAAAUUAAUAUGGGUUGGAAUUUUUUUAGAACCAUAAUGAUUUGGACGUCGUUAAUGAACGUUUUCCUACCGAUAACAACUUUGGUGGGUGCUCAAAAUUGCAUCUACGAUCAAGAGUUAUCACCAGGACAAAUUUAUUACGUCUACAAUCCAGAGUAUCCUUCUAAGUACGCUCCCGGAACUAAUUGUAGAUGGUAUGCAAGAAGUCCAAUCGGAACCCAAAUUUAUUUAAGCUGCGAAGAAGUUAUUAUUCCAGCUAGUCAAAAUUGUUACAAUGAUCGCUUAUUGGUAUCAUUAACCGGAAAUACUCAGUUUACGGAUGCCCAAGCAUUUUGUGGAAAUGGAACUUUAUCUUUAAUAUCACAAUCAAAUCUCCUUUCGAUCGCAUUAAUUGCUUCUUAUUAUUCAACUGGUGGUCGAAUAAUGUGUUCAGUUACAACAAUUCCAUCAACAACCACAACAACUCAACGCCCAGAUAGUUGUGACUGCGGUUGGAAACAUGAAAAACGAAUCGUUGGUGGUGUGGAAACCGGAAUUAAUGAAUUUCCUUACAUGGCAGCUUUAUACCAUCGAACAAGACAAUUGAUUUUUUGUGGGGCUACAAUAAUUUCAAAUAAAUAUGUUAUUACAGCAGCUCAUUGUCUUACAACGAGUGAAACAUCAAACUUAAUAAUUUUGGUUGGCGAUCAUGAUCCUUCAACUGGAGUUGAUACCGAUGCUGCUGCUAUAUAUACGAUUAGAGAUUAUAAAAUUCAUGCUAAUUUUGAUGCUGGCACCAGAAAAAAUGAUAUUGCUAUUGUGGAAAGUACGACAAAAAUAGCGUUUUCGGAGAAAGUAGGACCUGCUUGUUUGCCAUUUAAAUAUUCUAAUCGAGAUUUUAGUGGACAAUAUGUAACAUUGUUAGGUUGGGGCCAAGUUGAAUAUAGUGGGCCAACUUCGGAUGUUUUACAGAAAGUUGAUGUUCAAGUGAUGGCGCUACCGGACUGUAGACGAAAUUAUACGUCCGUAACUAUUUACGACACAGAAAUGUGCACAUAUACCCCUAUGAAAGAUGCUUGUCAAUUUGAUUCUGGUGGUCCAGUUUUAUGGGAAGAUUACGAUACUAGGAGAUUGCAUUUGGUUGGGGUUAUAUCUUAUGGAGACGGUUGUGCAGGAAAUACAGCCAGUGUAAAUACUAGGGUAACAUCAUAUAUACAAUGGAUCGUUGAAACGACGCAAGAUGCUCAAUAUUGUAUACGAUAAAAACUAUAAAAGAGAUGAAUUUGUUUUUGAAUUUAAUAAAUCCA
Molecule: messenger RNA, 1405 nt
Organism: Onthophagus taurus
Lineage: Eukaryota; Metazoa; Arthropoda; Insecta; Coleoptera; Scarabaeidae
Product: venom serine protease
Biological process (GO): proteolysis
Molecular function (GO): serine-type endopeptidase activity
Source: RefSeq, a predicted model, not a curated record